AUGGCGGCCGCUGGCAACAACAGAUCAGGCUGCUGGGACAUCCCAGAUGUUUAUAAACACCACGAACAGCAGAAGAUAUGCAUCUCUCGACCUAAAUAUAGAGAUGGAAGAAAAUCUAAAGCUGUUAAGGUGUACACCAUCAAUUUGGAGUCUCGUUAUCUGAUGGUCCAAGGGGUCCCAGCCAUUGGAGUGAUGGCGGAGCUGAUCCAGCUGUGUGCCCUGUACGGAGCCGUGGAGGAGUACAGGCCCCUGGACGAGUACCCCGCGGAGGAAUUCACCGAGGUCUACCUUGUCAAAUUCCAGCGACUCAUCAGCGCCAGACAUGCUAAAAGACACAUGGAUGAGAAGAGUUUUUACGGUGGCGUGCUGCACGUGUGCUACGUCCCAGAAUAUGAGACUGUGGAAGACACCAGGCUAAAGCUUCAAGACAGGAGGAGAUAUGUUAUCAGGGCUGUUCAGAGUAAAGCAAGAGAACAGAAACAAAAGGAGGCUGUGAACAAGGAGACCACGUCAUCAAACACAGCCACCACAUCAGAGACGGUCAUCACCAGACAUGAUAAAACCUCUAGCAAUCAUAAUACAGAGAAGACUUCACACAUCAGCCACUAUUCAGACUUUCCUCUACUGCCAUUACCUCCCCAGGAAUAUAAUUACUACCGGCAUAAAAAUCAACAUGGGACUCUACCAACAGAGGACAAAAUGGGGACAUUACAUAAUGCCGUCAUUGACACAAAACGGCAGCAAGCGCAAAGUUCAAGCUCCAGCCAAACCUCUUCGGACAGAGACACAGAACACAGACUGACCUCACCUCAGUCUUCUGCAGCAGUCAGAUUUGUCCCAAGAACCACACACUUGGAAAACAGGAAACGCAAGAUGGAAGAGGCUGCGGAGCCCUCACUGACUGAUGUUACUAGAAACAAUGAGCCACUUAUUGGGCCAAAGCUACCAGAACCUCCCAAACUCGACAUGGAGGAUGUGUCACUAAACACAACUGUAAGCCUGAUCAGGAACACAUUGAAACAGGUUGAAUCGGUUCCUGGCCUCAAACCGGUAGAGAAAAAGAUGAAACCACGUCGUCGGAUUUGAUCUAAUGAGCCUCCCUAAUGCCGGAAUUUCUGCAGAGAUUAAUGCUACUUCUUUGGAAAAUAACCAUUUAAACUGUUUCCCUUGGCAGAUGGCUUUUAUUUACAAAUUUUGCACCAUGAUGCAAACAGCUAUUAACAUUUUU
Messenger RNA from Anoplopoma fimbria (sablefish), 1228 nucleotides. It is a transcript of the gene rbm48, whose product is annotated as RNA binding motif protein 48. Bases 1 to 1086 code for a protein of 361 amino acids. NCBI's taxonomy places the organism in Eukaryota, Metazoa, Chordata, Actinopteri, Perciformes, Anoplopomatidae. The record is from RefSeq and is a predicted model, not a curated record. The transcript is spliced from 5 exons. Gene Ontology annotation, molecular function: nucleic acid binding. Gene Ontology annotation, cellular component: nucleoplasm.